GCGGUUUUCAUUGGAAAAUGUGCUGACUGCACGUCUCGCUUGUUGCGUGAGGGAAGUUGCGUGUACUUCUCAGUGGAAAUUGAGAGUUUCCAUUUUUUCUGCGACGCCGGUUAUGUCUACAUUAGGUGGAAAUUGAGAUAUGGAGAUCUCCAAGGACCUUGAACUAGGACUUCCCAAGCCCCAAACCUAACUAGAUCCCCAACGAAGCUCCAAACCCAACAAGGAUGAACUCCAGUGAAAACGAGCCCUUACCCCAACUGAUGUUGUCCACUACAUCCCCUACAAAUAUAUCGAACAACCUCAGUGAUAUAGUAGUGACAAAUAAUACUGAUUUUAUACCGCUGAGUGAAAGGCCUGAAACAUACUUCGUUCCAAUAUUAUUCUUUGUGAUUUUCGUAGUUGGAACACUUGGAAAUGGGACUCUUGUUUGGAUUUUCAUGAAACAUCGGACAAUGAGGAACGUACCCAAUACAUACAUCCUGUCCCUGGCCAUAGCAGAUCUUCUGGUUAUAGUAAGCAGCGUGCCAUUCACUGCGGUGAUCUACAUCGUCGAUCAUUGGCCUUGGGGAGAAAUGAUGUGCCGUAUUUCAGAAACGGCGAAGGACAUCUCAGUGGGGGUGUCAAUAUUCACGUUAACAGCCCUAUCCGGCGACAGAUUCUUCGCCAUUGUCGAUCCACUCAAGAAAUUCCAUACCAGCGGUGGUGGAAGAAAAGCAACCCGGAUCACCCUUUGCAUAGCCCUUUCAAUAUGGGCUCUAGCCAUCCUUUGUGCCACCCCAGCAGCCAUGGGUUCCCACAUCAAAGACAUCUUCGAUCCAGACACUAACAUCAACUUCUCAGUCUGCUACCCUUUUCCUGAAGACUGGUUAGAUGGGGACUACGCCAAAACCAUGGUGAUGGCUAAGUUCCUAGUGCUCUACGUCAUCCCCCUCACCAUUAUAGCCAUAUUUUACAUGAACAUGGCCAAUCAUCUCAUCAUCAGCACGAGGAAUGUUCCUGGGGAGGCUCAAGGCACUCAAAGACAGAUAAAAGCGCGGAAGAAGGUGGCCAUCACUGUCCUCAUUUUUGUACUAGCUUUCGCCAUAUGCUUCUUGCCCUUCCACAUGUAUCUGCUGUUUUUUUACUUCUACCCGAAUUUCAACGAAGUCUACAACGCCUUCUGGAACUAUUUCAGGAUUGUAUCCUUCUGCCUUUUCUAUCUGCACUCUUGCUCCAAUCCUGUGGCGCUGUACUGGGUCAGUGGAGCUUUCAGAAAACACUUCAACAGGUAUUUACUGUGUAUAAAAAGCAAAAGACAGCGGUGCAAUACCUGCCAAGGACACCACAACACCUCGAUGUCCAUGUCAACAAAGAGGAACCAGUCAAUGUCUUGCACCAAGACCUCCAACUUUUCCUUGAAGAAGAGACCAAAAAACAUCGAAAACAACCAAGAAACUUCCAUAAUACUCCUGGCUAGUGGUCAAGACCAAGCCUCCACGAAGAUGUAGAACAAGAAUUGAAUGGAAGGGUAUACAUUAAAGGACCAAAAUAUGAGAGAAAUAUCGAUAUAUUUUUUUGGUGGAUCUUCAGAUAACGCGGAUGUGUAAAAAUCAAUUAAAAAAAGUUUUUCGACGUAGAAAACUAAAAAACUAAGUACCUAUAGCAAAACUGCUAGGAUAGAUUCGUAUUUGUUCUGCAAAGAGAAUCAAAAAGGAUAUGUCAACUCUCAACUAAUAUAGAAACACUAUAGACAUAAAGGCUUUAGCCAGUAUUCGACAAAGUGAUUAAUUUCUUCAACUGUGACACCCUGUGUUACUAUGUAUCACUUUUGCUGUUGCAUAAAUUGAGUUGAAUCUCAAUAAUAUGCACAUUCUGCAGGUAUAUUAUUUGAAAUUUCUCAUGGAGCUUCAUUUUCAUCGAAUAAAUCUCUGGUGAAUACUAACGAGAAGAAACGGACAAUUCACGCUGUUUUAUCCACAAAAAUGAAGCUUAGCACAACCGUUGGGAGGUUCCAUGACAUAAUAAAUCGAUGUUAAUUAAGUCGUUGAGCUUCACUUAGCAGGAAAUGCGAUAACUGAAUUGUUCUUUUCGAAAAAUUAAAUAUUUCAGAGCUUCCAGAGAAAAUCUUAGUGGAGCGUAUAGGAGAGAAUAUUUUUAACAUGCUUAAAUGACUUUUUUCGUCGAAUUUAAUAAGAAACAGGGGGUUCUACGUUUUGUAAGCUGGAUCAUGAUAAAUCGAUUUUUUUUAAAUGGUACUGUCUUCGAUUUGUUUAUAGUUAUCAAAGCCCUUGUUUGUGAAAAUAUUUUAUACUAAGAACUCAUUGUUAUAAAGCUUCAAAGAUCAAAAGCAUGUCUUUAAAUUUUAUUAAUUUUCUAAUAUGGCACUCAUGUACACAUAGAAUAUUUCAAGAAUCUAUGUAGCUUAUGUUCCUCGAUAAAUUAUGUAUACAUUAAAAAAAUGUUAGAUGUUAUAUAAAUGUGGAUCUAUUAUAUUUGUUGAGAUA
Molecule: messenger RNA, 2483 nt
Organism: Coccinella septempunctata (seven-spotted ladybird)
Lineage: Eukaryota; Metazoa; Arthropoda; Insecta; Coleoptera; Coccinellidae
Product: neuropeptide CCHamide-1 receptor-like
Exons: 6
Coding region: 225-1487 (420 amino acids)
Biological process (GO): G protein-coupled receptor signaling pathway
Cellular component (GO): membrane
Molecular function (GO): G protein-coupled peptide receptor activity
Source: RefSeq, a predicted model, not a curated record